Molecule: messenger RNA, 2646 nt
Organism: Limulus polyphemus (Atlantic horseshoe crab)
Lineage: Eukaryota; Metazoa; Arthropoda; Merostomata; Xiphosura; Limulidae
Exons: 9
Coding region: 98-2590 (830 amino acids)
Source: RefSeq, a predicted model, not a curated record
UAUUUCAUAUAUACAAAUUAGAAGUGAAACUGAGAGUCUGCGAGUGUUCUUUCUGAACAGUGCGGUUUCUAAGUUUCCAUGGUGACUCCUUAAAGCGAUGCACACCAGCGGCAUGGACAAAGUGUUCUUUCACAGCUAUUCUCCUUUCGAUUUCACCCCGUCGUGGUUUAAGGUGGAGCUAGAAGAUGGGGAAGACCAAAAUGAACCAGAAAAGGAUGAAACUGUGAAAAGGGGAGUUCACUGGACAACUAACGGAUUCUUAAUGUUUUGCCAUAGACAUUUCGAGAUUGUACGGGAACGAUAUCCGCACUUGGAUAAUGGCAACAUAACUAUGGUCUUACAAGACUGGUGGUCAAAACUAGAACCAAGGGAAAGGGCAUCCUACACAGAAAUGGCAAAGCAGUACGAAGAAACAAUUAUGAACGGACAACCAAAUAUUCCACAUUUAAAGACGUCUUCAGACACAGUUAGUUCUAAGUCUUUGAACAAGAGAGCAUUGAAGCUAGAAUUAUACAGAAAACCUUGUUCUGGUGAAGCUGAUUGUACGCCUAAUAGAGGAGUAACACAAUCCCCACUGACACCUGAGACUCCAACAACACCUCUCACAGUAGCGUCUCCCAAUGGCCACUUAAGUUUCUCUAAACCUCCUAAGAAACGGUAUGUUCAAAAUGGAGCUUUCAAACCAGCAGUUGAAUCUGACCAGGACCAAUUAUCUGCCGACCCUCAAACAUCAAGUGCUUGCUCAGCGUUACUGGAAUUAGCUGAGGGUUGUAUUCCUGCAGCGUCUAGACAGUACAAUAAAAUACCUAAAUCAUCUGACCACCAUUCUAGGGAAAUGUUUAGUAGAGAUUAUUCUAAUCAUCCCUAUGGCUUAUCUAGAGGUGUGGAUAAGAUUUGUGUACUCCAGAAAAGACAGACAAAUACUUUGAUGCCAAUGAUGGAAAUUGACAUUGCCAGUCGUAUUAUAGACCAUGCAUUCAGUGACAAAAAACAAUCUUUAAUGUCAUCUAACACUGUUAGAAAAAUGUUACCCCAAUCACCCAUAAAGGAUUGUAUUUCCAUCUCUUCCUAUCAAACACUCCAUUCUCCUUCAGGUCCAACUAGCAAAUCCAGUAUGAGUGUGCUUGCUGAGGAGCCACUUAAUUUGUGCAAAAGAAAGUCCAAAACAUUUCAAACAAGUCAACAAAAGAUUAUAAAUCAUGUUGUGGACAAGUUUUUAUGUGGACCCUUUGGAAGUGCUGGAAACGACUGUUUAGCUGACUCCAUCAUUGGAAAAUGGCAAAACCAAUCUCAGAAUUCUACUCUUAUCAACACCAAGGAAAAUGAAAACUGCCAAAACAUGGCAGUUAAACAAACUGGAGGUGUAAAUGAUUCAUCCAGUAUUCAGGUUAAACCUAAAAGUCCUACUCAUUUAGCAUCAGUUUCUUCAGAAAAAGAUAACAUCACACAUUUGCCUUCUAGGCUUAGUGGAAUGGAUAAAUCUGAUGAUGAUGUUUCAUCUAUUUCUAGUGGGCUUGGUAGUUGUGAAGAAGUACAUGUAGAUAGGUGUGACAAAAAGAAACAAAACUCAGGACAAAGCAAUGGCCACGAGGAAGAUUUUAAAGAUAAUGCAGCACAUAUUGUUGUAGAGAAAAAUUAUCCAGCACAGCAAAGAACCAUAGAAGAAGAUUAUGAGGCAUCUUCAGUUGCUUUAAAUACAAUUUCUUCUGAAGAAUAUUUACAUCCUCCAUCAGAGAGUGAUUGUAAAGAAAGCCACACUGUCAUUCAACACAAAGUAUCAACCAUUACAGACAGUGAAACCAAAUUAGGUGUUACAAGUGUUUGGUCAAAAAAAGGUACAACUAGUGAUAGUUUGCCUAACAAUAGGACUAUUUGUGGUGUUGACUGUAGUUCUGAAUUGAAACUUGCAAAUAUUAAUGAAACACUUUUCCCUAAUUCUUGCCUUGAGCAAGAGAGUGAAAACAAAAACUUGACUAGCAAAACAUCGGUGACACAAAUGUGCUGCUUGUCCCCCAAAUCCCUAACCAACAUUGAUUCAGAAAUAUACAAAAACAACGAGGAAGAACUCUCGGUUAUAAAUGCUCGAAAACGCAAUGUAUCAGAUAUUUCAGAUGAAACAGACACAGAAAAGCCAGAAGAAUUAGAAAAAGACUUUGGGAAUGAUUCUGAUUUAAAACAAAACAGAACCUUUACAACACAGAAUGACCAUAGUGAUUUGCCAUCUAAUAUAAAAAAAAGGAAGUGUUUCAGUGCUGGGCAAGAACUACAAGAUGGAGUGACAGAUUCUUCAAAUUCUGCUUGUAGUUUAUCUGAUCAAGCACUAAAAGACAACACCUGUGCAAUGAACCAAAAUGAAUCCAGCAAUGAGCAAGAAAAUAUCAAAGAUGAUAUUCAGUCUACCAGCAAAUCAAAUACUAGUGAAGAUUCACAGUCUCAGCAGAAUCAUCAUAAAGACUUAGAACAGCAAAAUGAUGGUCAGUCAAAAACACAGAGUGCUGAUUUAUCAGUGUUAGCUGACUCGUGUACAUUUUAUAAUGAGGAUGAAACACAAUAUCCAAAUAGUGAAAACAAUAACAGUGAAGUGACAUGAUCUUGAGAAGAAGAGAUCUAAAGCCAGUUUCAUCAAUCUUUCAUCACUGAUACAGA